This is a messenger RNA of Westerdykella ornata, 264 nucleotides long. RefSeq lists its product as uncharacterized. NCBI's taxonomy places the organism in Eukaryota, Fungi, Ascomycota, Dothideomycetes, Pleosporales, Sporormiaceae. Bases 1 to 264 code for a protein of 87 amino acids. The transcript is spliced from 2 exons. The record is from RefSeq and is a predicted model, not a curated record.
AUGGCUCCUCGUUUCGUCCUCCCCAAGCGUCUCCCUAUACAUGCUACCUUCGCGGGCAAGCGCACCCCGGCUCUUGCUCGCCUCAACUCCCAGUCCACCGUGUCCAAGGCGGCGCAGGUGGUAGAGAUGGCGCAGGCGGUCGAGAGGCCGAAUCUGGUUGAGGCCUCGGUGCCGGUGAUGUGGUUGCUGUCCGGUGCGGCCAUCUUUGCGGCCUUCAACCGUAUUGAGAGCGAGGACCAUGUCGAGAAGCUCCUCAUCGUCUAA